Molecule: messenger RNA, 2567 nt
Organism: Erinaceus europaeus (western European hedgehog)
Lineage: Eukaryota; Metazoa; Chordata; Mammalia; Eulipotyphla; Erinaceidae
Product: interferon regulatory factor 4-like
Exons: 8
Coding region: 1069-2268 (399 amino acids)
Biological process (GO): immune system process; regulation of transcription by RNA polymerase II
Cellular component (GO): nucleus
Molecular function (GO): DNA-binding transcription factor activity, RNA polymerase II-specific; RNA polymerase II cis-regulatory region sequence-specific DNA binding; protein binding
Source: RefSeq, a predicted model, not a curated record
UUGUUGUAGGUAUUGUUGUUAUUAUUGAUGCUGUCAUUGUUAGAUAGGACAAAGAGAAAUGGAGAGAGGAAGCAAAGACAGAGAGGGGGAGAGAAAGACCUGCAGAUCUGUUUCACUGCCUGUGAAGUGACUCCCCUGCAGGUGGGGAGCCUGUAAAGCUUUUUAUGUUUGUUUUUUUUUUUUAACCUGAGCACUGCUCAGCUCUGGUUGAUGGUGGUGCAGGGGAUUGAACCUGGGACUUGAAGCCUCAGGCAUGGGAGUUUGUUUGCAUAACCAUUAUGCUAUUUACCUCUGCCCCCUGUAAAGCUUUUUAAAGUGGCCUCUGCCUCUCAAUUCUGGUGUAAUUUAGAAACAUGAAGCUUUUCCAUCCUUUACAGUUCAUGUCCUGAAAAGAGACUUGACAAGUUUCCACUGCCUAGAAAGAUAAGAGAACAGGUGGAAAAGUGGAUGGAGGGGCGGCUCCUUUGGGUACCCAUUACUGCCCCCAGACAGGCAAAGGAGGGAUCUCUCUCUCUCUCUCCCCCUCUCCAUGCCUCUAAUAACUACACACAACAGGCAGAGAGGGGUAUCUCUCCUCUCUUUCUCUGCCUCUAACCACUCUCUCUCUCUCUCUCUCUCUCUCUCUGUGUGUGUGUGUGUGUGUGUGUGUGUGUGUGUGUGUGUGUGUGUGUGUGUGUGUGUUCUCUCUCCAGUUCUAGCCUAUAGCUAGUUGUCCACUACGUGAGCCAUUUGCCCUUGAGACCCAGUAGCACAGGGAGGGGCCAAAGGAAAGGGCCUUCUGAGAGCCCUGCAGAAUUGAAAGCGAAACCUGCCCUUUCAGACUUUCACUUUCACCGCCUCCGCGCGCCUUUCAGGUGCCUGCGAUCUCCAGUGGCGCUGGGGUCCCUUUGCCACGCGGCCCGGCCCUUCCUCCACCUCCCCGCCCCCCGUGGCCUGCCUGCCCGAUAGCUGGCGACCCCUGGCGGAGGGAGAAAGGCAAGAUUCCAAACGGCAGGCGACCCAUGGCCGGGGCCGGGGGUCCCCUGCGCCUCCGAGACUGGUUGGUGGAGCAGAUCGAGAGCGGGCGCUAUGCAGGCCUGCGCUGGGAGGACGCGGGCAAGACCCUCUUCCGCAUCCCCUGGAAGCACGCAGCCAGGCAGGGCUACCAGGCGCAACAGGACGCGGCGCUUUUCAGGAACUCCUGCUUACCCCCAGGCCUGGGCCAUAUACAAGGGCAAGCACCUCGAGGGCAUUGACAAGGAAGACCCCCCUACCUGGAAGACACGGCUUCGCUGUGCCCUCAACAAGAGUGCCGACUUCUGUGAGGUGCGCGAGUGCAGCCAGCUGGACAUCUCCAACCCCUACAAGGUCUACCGGAUUGUGUCCGACGGUGCCCAUGGCCCAGUUGCCAGGAUGUCUGCUCCCCCUGAAAAGGAGGGCAUUCUCCAGGGCCAGCAGGAAUCCUCCAAAAGAGUGACUACACAGACCUGCAGGACAGAACAGGAUGGCUCUGGAUUAGCCACCACAGAUAUAGACAACUCGCAGUCCCCAAGGCUGGCCCAGCAGGGCUCCCUGCCACCAGCUGCUCUGCUCGCAGACCCAUUGGCUGACCACAGGUACCAGGCACAGGCUCUCACACAAAGCUGGAGCCCUGUGCCCUCUGAGGACUUCAACAACCCCGACUGCUGGCUGCACGUGCGGUUGUUCUAUGGCGCAGAGCUGGUGAGUGAAGCCACAGCGCGCACCGCAGAGGGCUGCCACCUGAGCCCAAGGGCAGCGGAGGCCCCCGAGCACCUUCUGGGCUGGCCAGAGCAAGUUCGCUUCCCGGAUCCACCGCCAGGCGCCCAGGUGCUGCAGCGCCUGCUGGCCCACCUGGAGCGGGGUGUGCUGCUGUGGGUGGCACCUGAGGGCGUGUUUGCCAAGCGCCUAUGCCAGGGCCGCGUAUAUUGGCGUGGCCCACUUGCCCCACACCGAGCCCAACCCAACAAACUGGAGCGGGAGCGCACCUGUCAGCUGCUGGACACCCGCCGCUUCCUCACUGAACUGCAUGCCCACCUGCAGGAUGGUUACCCAGAGCCUGAGUACCAGAUCCGCCUGUGCUUCGGUGAGGAGUACCCAGGCCCCCCGGGCCAGCCUGAGGAGCGGCUUAUCAUGGUCCAUGUAGAGCCAGUCUUCGCCCGAGAGCUCCUCCUGCACUCUAAGCGCUGUGUCCAACGUGCUCCUGCAACACCAGCUGAGUCCCCAGCUGAAUCAGCCUUAAGAGUUGCUUCCUCCUCUCACACCCUCUGAAGUCAGCCCAUCCCAGUGUGAGCUCUCGCCCCAUCCCAGACCUGCCCAAACUGAGCCAGUGGACUUGGGGACCCAUUGCCCAUGUCGGACAGGACAGCAGAAGCUGGCCUUCAGUCUCUCGGAAGCAGAGACGGACCCCUCCCUGCAAGGCAACAUGUGAAAUGACACUCCACAGCUAGGUCUUGUGCAUCAGGUGGAAACUGAACUUGACCUUGAGGUUCUAGAAAUAGUUAUUAAUGUAGUAACAAGGUUUUUGUCUGUUCUUGAGUCCAACAUGCAUAUAAAUUUACUUUCUUACA